GCCUCUGUUUCUCCCAACCCAUAACCCCUUUUGAUCUUUCUGUUCCCAUAUAAAAGCUCUCGCUUUGAUCGUUUUGAGAUUGAGAUUGGCCUUCGAUUCGCGCAUGGCGAUUCAAGCGCAGCUGUGUCCGGGCAAUAUUGGGUUCCCGUUAUGUGGGUCUCAGGAUUUGAUAACUGAGAAUAAUGGGUUAGCUCAGUCCUGUUUCAAUUCACAACAGAAACAUCAGCAGCAACAGGAUUUGCGACAGUUGUACAGUGAGAGGCAGAGGAAUCAGAACAUGUUUGUCGACACAAAUCUUCUCUUCUCGAGCAAUAAUACGAAAGCUAACAAUCUCAAUCCGGCUUCACCGUCUAUUUCGCAAAGCAUGGCCCUUCAAUUCGAGAAACAGAGCCAGGAUAUGGAUCGCUACAUCAGACUACAGAAUGAGAAACUCAGAAUUAUGCUGCAACAUCAGAGGAAGCAGCAAGUGGCGUCGUUACUAAAGAAAUUCGAAUCCGACGCGGUUUACAUGUUGAGGCAGAAAGACGAAGAAAUUGCGCAAGCAACGAAGAAAAGAAUGGAGUUAGAAGAGUUUCUAAGAAGACUGGAGGAAGAGAAUCAAGCGUGGCGUAAACUGGCUCAGGAGAAAGAAGCCAUGGUGUUGUCACUGCACAACACAUUGGAACAGGCGAAAGAGAAAGCUUCUCAUGGUCUCAACAAUGGGGUCGCAGCGGAUGAUGCAGGGUCGUGCUGCAACGACGAAGGGGAGAAAAGAAGGGGUAUUAUUAUUGGUGGGGAAGAGGACGAUGGGGUCGAAGUUGAACAGAGCACGAGAAAGAUGAUGAUUUGUGAAAGCUGUAAUUCUGGGAAGGCGUGCUUUCUGUUUCUUCCUUGCAGGCAUCUAUGUUCAUGCAGGGUUUGCGAGGCUUUGCUUCAGGCUUGCCCUGUUUGCAGUACGCCUAAGAAAGCUAGUAUAGAGACCUUGAUUUUCUAGGCUAGUUUUCCGGGAAAAGUAAAUACAGAAUUGGAAGGGAAAAAGAAAAGAGGAAAAAGAUAAAGGAGAAUAGGAGAUUGCUUAUAACUUAGAAGUUGCUGGGAUGUUAGUCAGAUGGAUGGGAUGCACAUAAUCCAUUUCGAUGAAUGCACCCUUGGCCCAAUGCAGAGAGUUACUACUAACUCUAGUUUCCUUUUUAUUCCUGACUUUACCUUUUUCUUUCUCUGUAGAAAAAUCUCAUGAGUUAUGAAAGAAACUUAUAUUUUU
Molecule: messenger RNA, 1240 nt
Organism: Neltuma alba
Lineage: Eukaryota; Viridiplantae; Streptophyta; Magnoliopsida; Fabales; Fabaceae
Product: probable BOI-related E3 ubiquitin-protein ligase 3
Exons: 2
Coding region: 104-973 (289 amino acids)
Molecular function (GO): ubiquitin-protein transferase activity
Source: RefSeq, a predicted model, not a curated record